AUGCAGAUCCCAGGAGGCAAUGGAGAACACUUACAAAGUGGUGAAUGGUGUCAUUUUAAACUUUUCAGGGCUAAAAUUCAGAAUAACAUGAACUGGCAGCUGGUGAUUCCUGGGUUGAUCAUCUUGGCCAUUAAACUCGUAGGAAUGUCCCUGUUCAUUGUAUAUUUUUCACAGAUCUUCUCCACUGAUGACUCAACAGAGAACUCUUGGUCUUCAACUAGCGGUGGAAGAACAGACUGCCCAAUACGGUGGACUUUUCAAAGGGGAAAAUGCUACUUCUUUUCUGUUCAGGAAAAGACUUGGAAUGCCAGUCAAAGAGCAUGUUCUGAAGCAAACUCUAAUUUAGUGAUCAUCAACAGCAAAGAGGAACUGGAGUUUCUCCAUAAUAACACAAAAGCUGAAGAUUACUUCAUUGGAUUGUCAGUCAGAGGCACUGAAGGUGGAUGGAAAUGGAUUGACAACACAGAGGUUAACACAGACAUAUUUAUGAUAGGUUUGAAUAGUGACACCUCUAAUUGUGCUGUAAUCGGAUUAACUGUCGUGGGUAUUAUAUCUUGUUCUGUACCAAACCGCUGGAUCUGUGAAAAGAAAGCAUAA
Messenger RNA from Emys orbicularis (European pond turtle), 597 nucleotides. Its product is annotated as C-type lectin domain family 5 member A-like. Bases 1 to 597 code for a protein of 198 amino acids. NCBI's taxonomy places the organism in Eukaryota, Metazoa, Chordata, Testudines, Emydidae. The record is from RefSeq and is a predicted model, not a curated record. The transcript has 5 exons.